AAAGGUGUGCAAUAUAUAACUGAUUGAAAAAAGGCGGUAAAAUUUCCUAGUAUGAGAAAUUUAAAUAUAAAAAUAAGCACCCCAGAAAAUGGAAAUGACUAAUGCUCCGUCGUCCGUCAUUCAAGAAAGAUGGCGGCGUCUAAUGAGCCUUCCGACGAAAUUUUAACUCAUCACUUUGUUCACGUAAAUGAUUGCCUUGAUCCUGUACAAAUUAAACUCGAAAAUCUAGAUGAAUUAAAUAACUUGGAAAUAAAUUUAGGUAUAAAAUGUCGAGGAUGUUUUACCGAAGACCCAGAAAUGCAUUAUAUGUUUACUGUCAUCGAUGAGAAAUUCAAUUUGGCUGAUAUUUUAGGCCAAACGACAUCAUAUAUUAUAAAAGAAGGUGAUGGAUUCCCUCCAUACCUAUGUACAAAAUGUACAAACUGUUUGGUGGAUUUUUAUAAUUUUAAAAUACAGUUUGAGAAAACCAACCUUUAUAUUCGUACAUUAUUAUGUAAACCUACUGAGAUAUGUUCGCCGCUUAAUAAUAUUCAGUCUGAAAGUGAAAUAUAUGCAGAAUCAGAUAUCGAGUCAAAUUAUAAAAAAGUGGAUAGAACUAAUGAAAUAUCAAUACCAGAUAUAACUGAAAUUCAGGGACAAGUUACUUCAUUUUGUAACGCUUGUAAUUUGGAAUUUAAAACUAGAGAUGAAUAUGAUACGCAUAUGGCAAGAGAACAUGGAGAAAAUCCUUUUGAAAAGUAUGCCUUAUUUAGAAAAUUAUUUGAGAAGAAUAGGAUGGCACAAAUGAAAGAACAAAAAAAAUUAAAACAUGCCAGGGUAGACAGAGAAGAAAUUAAAUUAUUUCAGAUGCCUGGAAGAUUGUGUAGAUUGUGUCAAAGGAAGUUUCCAGAGGAAGAAUUUAGAGCUCAUUGGGAAAAACACAAGAACCAAAUUUGUGAACAUUGUGGCCACAAAUUUGUAAAAAAAUCAGACUUAGACGUUCACAAACAAAGUGUUCAUAGCACUGAGAGAAAUUUUGAAUGUCAAAUAUGCAACAAAAGAUUUAAAACGAAACAGUUACUUAAUAGGCAUGGUGUUGUUCAUACCAAUCCACGGUCUCAUGUUUGCCAUCAGUGCGGCGAUAGAUUCAACGAUCGCUCUACCUUAAACACCCAUAUUCAGUUGAAACACAUAAGAAGUCGCGAUUUUGUGUGUUCCAUUUGUGGUUUGGCUUUUCCAAUGAAACCAACUCUGGAAAAGCAUAUUCUUAGGCACAAUAAAGAGAGACCGCCCACUUUCUUUUGCAGUUUGUGUAAUGCAGGGUUUAAAGACAAAUCAUCGUUAAAAAGGCACCAUUUGAUGAAGCACACUGAUAACUACGAAAGACCUCAGUGCCAUUUCUGUGAAAAGAGAUAUUCUUCAAAUGCAAAAUUGAGAUUUCACAUCGAAAGACAUCAUAGUGGUGUUAAAUAUGAGAGGAAAAAGAAAAAAGGGUCUAUAAAGUUAGAAAUAAAAAGGCCAUAUUUUGUUGGAAUUUCUAAAAAUGAGGAUACUAGUAGUAGUGGGAACGAGUGUAAUGAAAAUAUGGAUGUAGUUCAAAAUUUGUUUUCAGAGUAUAGUUAUCCUGCCCAAAGAACUGACCAUUUUAUGAGGAACGACCAAAUAGAAAAGGGAAUUAUGUUAGAAUCAGAUUAGUGUGAUAUUUGUAUAUAAUAAUUAUAUUGUUAACCAUUUUUGAAAUAUAUAAUUGAGGUUACCAAUUCACUAA
Messenger RNA from Sitophilus oryzae (rice weevil), 1747 nucleotides. Its product is annotated as zinc finger protein 175-like. The transcript has 8 exons. Gene Ontology annotation, molecular function: zinc ion binding. The coding region runs from base 130 to 1674 and encodes 514 amino acids. NCBI's taxonomy places the organism in Eukaryota, Metazoa, Arthropoda, Insecta, Coleoptera, Curculionidae. Gene Ontology annotation, cellular component: nucleus. The record is from RefSeq and is a predicted model, not a curated record.